This is a messenger RNA of Symbiodinium pilosum, 1608 nucleotides long. The record is from the annotation of a GenBank genome assembly. NCBI's taxonomy places the organism in Eukaryota, Dinophyceae, Suessiales, Symbiodiniaceae.
GAGCUCGUCUCGCUUGUCCCCGCCAUACUUUUGGACGCUCAACCCGGAAGCGUCUGUGUUGAUCUCUGUGCCGCUCCCGGGAACAAGUCAUUGCAAUUGCUGGACAGCUUAGCCUCUGCCAACGAUGCGGAAGGAGCUGUAUUGUCAGCAGACAAUGACCCUCAGCGUUGUUGCCUCACACUCCAUCGUGUGUUGGGCAAAGCCGCUUCGCCUGCUUCCUGCGCAGCACUCGCAAAUGCCGCACAUUUCCCAGUGUUAGUAGAGCGAGCCAGUGACAGCGCGGCUGAUGCUCUACCAUGUAGAGUGGAUUUCAAUCACAUUCUUGCCGAUGUGCCUUGCAGUGGAGAUGGUACGGCACGCAAAAACGCGCAGGUUUUUCGAUCGUGGUCACGUCGGGAAGCGCUUGAGUUGUCGGCGUUGCAGAGGAGGAUUCUACUUCGCGGCUUGUACCUGCUGCCUCCAGGAGGAAUGCUCGUCUACUCUACAUGCUCGCUGAAUCCUUUGGAAAACGAGGCCGUGGUUUUGAGCAGCCUUCGCCGCUGGAACACUCCAGGAGGCGUUUCCAAGCUGCCAGUUUCUCUGCUCGAUGCUGUUGCGAUGGUCAAGGAGAGAUGUGGGCUGCAACCUUCUCCUGGUCUCAGACGUUGGGUGGUGCCCGAGCCACAGCGCUGUGGCGCAUUAUUUGAGUCUUGGGAGAAGGUACCUCAAGAGCUUCGUGACGUGGAUCGUUGGGCGCUUCGAGCAGAUAUGUUCCCUUCGCCUGGUGAGCCCAGUACGGAGGAGCUGUCAAAAUGCGCCCGCUUCUAUCCUCAUCAUUCCAACACCGGCGCAUUCUUUGUGGCGGUGUUUAAAAAAGAUGUGGCCGCGUCGCCCCAUGUACCAGGACCCCGUCCUCCACCAGCGUCUUCUUGUGAAGGGCGUGGGGGGCAUCCGCUGCUCAGUUCCAAGUUCCGCCGCGUUUCCCUUGCAGACUCUGCAUGGCAAGAGCUUUCAAGUUUUUACGCAAUCGACCCGAACUGGAGCCAGGACAAGCUGAAACGUGGCCUACUGUUCUGGCAGACCACGAAGGGCAAGACUGAACCAGAACGGAUAACCUUGGUUUCUGAGGCGGUCGCCCGCAUCUUCGAUGCACUCCCCUGCGACGGCCGUCAGGUUGCUUGGGCACGGAUGGGGAUGUUCCUGUUCGAGCGGCUUCCCAAGGGGCUGCUCACUGGUGUAGCGCCAUGUCGGUGGAGGCCACACUCUGAGGCCGUGCAAAUUCUUGCGCCACUUCUACAUCUGCGCCAGGUUUCAUUAAGGCCGCUACUUCUGGAGCAGGUGUUACGCAAUGACCAUCGACAGUCGACGUUGACAGAAGGAACUCCAUUGGCUCGUGCUGUGGCUGCUGGCGCGCCCAGCACCACGCAUCACCAUGUUUGUGGUGGCCUCUUGGUGCACCUGCAGGGGUCGAUGUGUUGGGCGCCGGGCGUUGCAACUCCGAAGCAGUUGCGGCUGCUGGUUGAUGAUGACCUGGCGGAGGCUUUGCUGGAGAAGUGCCAUGCUCAAAAGACGGCUCUGACGUCUUGCUGGGCUGGUAUUGCGAGCUGGAUCUGCCCUCUUAGCGCAUGA